Messenger RNA from Hirsutella rhossiliensis, 864 nucleotides. RefSeq names its product chromatin modification-related protein EAF7 domain-containing protein. The record is from RefSeq and is a predicted model, not a curated record. The coding region runs from base 1 to 864 and encodes 287 amino acids. Gene Ontology annotation, cellular component: nucleus; NuA4 histone acetyltransferase complex. The transcript is spliced from 3 exons. Gene Ontology annotation, biological process: regulation of transcription by RNA polymerase II. Lineage: Eukaryota; Fungi; Ascomycota; Sordariomycetes; Hypocreales; Ophiocordycipitaceae.
AUGCCUCCAAAGAAGCGCGCCCGCGGCGGCCACGCAGCUGCCACGCCCACAGCCGCUCGCGCCGGCGACGAUGCCAUGGACAUUGACACGCCCCAAGCCACGGCCAAGGCCGACGUGCUCAAGUACAACGAGCUCUGGACCGACGAUCAGAUAGCGUCGCUCUUCAAGGCCGUCAUUCGCUGGAAGCCGGCCGGCAUGCACAAGCACUUCAGAAUGAUAGCAAUAUCUGAACACCUUCGCAACCACGGCUUCGAUCCCGACGUGUACCCCCACACGCGCAUCCCCCAUAUCUGGCAGAAGCUCCGCACCUACUACAACCUGGACGCCAUCGACGAGCGCGAGUCCUUUGACGACGAAGAUUCCGAUGAUAAGUACGUCGAUUUCACCCUGCCAAAGUCCGAGUUCCUCGCGUCUAUGCUGCAGCGCGCCCCUGCCGACCCCAGCGAGGCGCCCACGUCUCCCCCCCAGCUCGCCCUGUCGCCCGCCCCCUCGCCCGCCAACAAGAAACGCAGGCGCGCCGGGGGCGGUGCGGCCAAGGCCAGAGCUGCUUCGGCCGAAGACACCGAGGACGCGACCGACGCGCCAUCGCCGGCGGCCAGACCUGCCAGAGGUGCUAGGGGCCGUACAAGGGCCGCCAGCCACCAGGCCAAGGCGGACAAGGAAAAGGACAAGGAAAAGGACAAGGCAGAGACGACCGAAGAAGAGGAUAGCAAUGACGACGACGACGAGAGCGACUCGGGGGAAGACGGCGAGGAAGAGAGUGUCGAGGAACGCAGCACGCCCGUCUCUAGGACCACCAGAGGAGCCGGCCGGGGUCGCGGACGAGGCAGAGGCAGGGGGCGUAGGGGCGGCGGCAGGCGAUGA